Molecule: messenger RNA, 2006 nt
Organism: Scylla paramamosain (green mud crab)
Lineage: Eukaryota; Metazoa; Arthropoda; Malacostraca; Decapoda; Portunidae
Exons: 2
Coding region: 902-1807 (301 amino acids)
Source: RefSeq, a predicted model, not a curated record
CCUCACCUAACCUAACCUGACUUUUCUCCUUUCCAGCAGUGCCAUGACCAGCCUAGCCCUGGUGGCACUAAUCCUCCUGCAGUGCCACCAGGGGUCCCUAGAGUGCCAAGCAUCCCCGGCACCCUCCCUCCCCUGGGGCCUGGCUGUGGGGAAUGCCAAGGGGGACAGUGGGGGUGGGGGGGUUGUACAGAUAAGACAGAGAAUUUGGACGCUCAUGAUGGUGUGUGUGUGUGCGUGAUGCAUGUGUGUUGUUAGAAGAAACACACACACAGCACCUCAACACUGUGAAGGAUGAGGCAGAACAAGAAGCAACACUGGCAACACACACACAGCACCUCAACACUGUGAAGGAUGAGGCAGAACAAGAAGCAACACUGGCAACACACACACAGCACCUCAACACUGUGAAGGAUGAGGCAGAACAAGAAGCAACACUGGCAACACACACACAGCACCUCAACACUGUGAAGGAUGAGGCAGAAUAAGAAGCAACACUGGCAACACACACACAGCACCUCAACACUGCAGAAGACAACACACAGGGUCACACUACACCUCAAAGAACACUUGAAGCCAACACACAACACCCUAAAACUGCUACAGACAACACAAAACACCACAAGACACCCAAAACAACACAAGACACACACACACACAUCACAAAACACACACGCAUCACAGGACACCCCAAACAACACAGGAAACACACACACACCACCACAAAACACCCCAAACACACACAAACCACCCCACAACACCACCACCACCACCACCACCACCAGACACACACCAAACACACACCCUCAAAGAAAACCAUCCCAACAAACAAAGCCCAACUGAUACCCUCCGCCCCCUCCAUCCACCCACCUCCCUGGCACCCACAUCCACUUGGUGCCACACGAUGCCUCACUCCACCUUGCAAUGCCACUUUGAGAACCUUUACUACAGUCCGGUAUACCAAGAAUUUGCAUUUGUGCUGGGAAAAGACUCGGCACUGGAAGGUGUGGACAGCGUGGAGGCGUUACAGAACCGCCUCCACCUGUCUACAGCACUGGGACACAACGGUUUCCUCUUCCAUGUCACGGCUGUUCCACGCGAUGCAGUUCAAGGGGAGGUGUGGAGUCUGGAUCACCACACGCUUGUAAUGGCGCGUUUCAAGCCGGAUAAUUUGUUCCACGUGCUUCAUGACGACGUCAACGAGGAUGUGGGUAACACGCGCACACACCCACACUACCCGCCACACUUUGGGGGUAUUCAGCAUCUACCUCAGGAAGAGAGAAGGCGUGUUGUGUCGUCGCUACGCGGAGACAAGCUGGUGAAUGUGACGUGUUGCAUGGACGUUGACUGGCUCUACAGGAUCUACCAGGAUACGGUGGUCAGGUUGCACGCACAUGGCGACGCACACGGGCACGCACAUGAGGCUCACACGCGCACAAACACACACAGACGCACACGUACAAAUGCACUUGAGGUUAACGCACACAGAAACGCACACAGGGCCACACGUGAGGCUGACACACACACAGACGCACAUAGAGACCCAGACGCACACACAGAUGCACAUGAGGGUGUUCUCAAGAGUGUUCCCUUCAGUGUGAUGUUGAGAGAGGGGCUGUCAUCACUACACUCAUCACCACAGUCACCACCAUUACAGUCAUCACCACAACCAUUGCUUCAGUCAUCCCUUGGGUCAUCACACACACUAAAUAUAUAUAAUCUGGCCACACCAAAUAAGGAAAAAUGUAAUCUGGCCACACCAAAUAAGGAAAAAUGUAAUCUGGCCACACCAAAUAGAGAAAAAAUGUAAUCUGGCCACACCAAAUAGAGAAAAAAUGUAAUCUGGCCACACCAAAUAAGGAAAAAUGUAAUCUGGCCACACUAAUUAAGGAAAAAUGUAAUCUGAUCACACCAAAUAAGGAAAAAUGUAAUCUGGCCCCACCAAACAAGGAAAAAUGUAAUCUGGCCACACCAAAUAUUUCAUUAAAGACUGAUAAAACUUUUCAUAA